Messenger RNA from Jaculus jaculus (lesser Egyptian jerboa), 4692 nucleotides. It is a transcript of the gene Exoc8, whose product is annotated as exocyst complex component 8. Gene Ontology annotation, cellular component: exocyst. NCBI's taxonomy places the organism in Eukaryota, Metazoa, Chordata, Mammalia, Rodentia, Dipodidae. Gene Ontology annotation, biological process: Golgi to plasma membrane transport; exocytosis; intracellular protein localization. Bases 39 to 2183 code for a protein of 714 amino acids. The record is from RefSeq and is a predicted model, not a curated record. The transcript has a single exon.
GCGACUUGCGGGCCGCUGGCACGGAGGGGACGACGGCCAUGGCGGACAGCGGGGCGAGCCGCCUGCGGAGGCAACUGGAGUCGGGGGGCUUCGAGGCGCGGCUGUACGUGAAGCAGCUGUCGCAGCAGUCGGACGGCGACCGCGACCUGCAGGAGCACCGGCAGCGGGUGCAGGCUCUGGCCGAGGAGACGGCGCAGAACCUGAAGCGCAACGUCUACCAGAACUACCGGCAGUUCAUCGAGACGGCGCGCGAGAUCUCCUACCUGGAGAGCGAGAUGUACCAGCUGAGCCACCUGCUGACGGAGCAGAAGAGCAGCCUGGAGAGCAUCCCGCUGGCGCUGCUGCCCGCCGCCGCCGCCGCCGCGGGCGCCGGGGAGGACCCGGCGGGGCCCCGGGAGCGCGGGGCCGGCCAGGCCGGCUUCCUGCCCGGGCCUGCGGGAACCGCGCGCGAGGGCCCCGGCGCGGGCGAGGAGGGCAAGCAGCGCACGCUCACCACGCUGCUGGAGAAGGUGGAGGGCUGCAGGGACCUGCUGGACACGCCGGGCCAGUACCUGGUGUACAACGGCGACCUGGUGGAGUACGAGGCGGACCACAUGGCGCAGCUGCAGCGCGUGCACGGCUUCCUCAUGAACGACUGCCUGCUGGUGGCCACCUGGCUGCCGCAGCGGCGGGGCAUGUACCGCUACAACGCGCUCUACCCGCUCGACCGCCUGGCUGUGGUCAACGUGAAGGACAACCCGCCCAUGAAGGACAUGUUCAAGCUGCUCAUGUUCCCCGAGAGCCGCAUCUUCCAGGCGGAAAACGCCAAGAUUAAACGGGAGUGGCUGGAAGUGCUGGAGGAAACCAAGAGGGCGCUCAGCGACAAGCGGCGUCGGGAGCAGGAGGAGGCGGCGGCCCCGCGAGCGCCGCCGCCUGCCCCUCCAAAGGGCGGCAACCCUUUCGAGGACGACGACGACAACGAGCUGGCCGUCCCCGAGGCGGAGGAGGAGAAGGUGGACCUGUCUAUGGAGUGGAUCCAGGAGCUGCCCGAAGACCUGGACGUCUGCAUCGCGCAGCGGGACUUUGAGGGCGCCGUGGACCUGCUGGACAAGCUGAAUCACUACCUGGAGGACAAGCCCAGCCCGCCGCCCGUGAAAGAGCUCCGAGCCAAGGUGGACGAGCGCGUGCGGCAGCUCACCGACGUGCUGGUGUUCGAGCUGUCCCCCGGGCGGUCGCUGAGGGGGGGGCCCAAGGCCACUCGCCGCGCCGUUUCUCAGCUGAUCCGCCUGGGCCAGUGCACCAAGGCCUGCGAGCUCUUCCUGCGAAACAGGGCGGCGGCCGUGCACACCGCCAUCCGCCAGCUCCGCAUCGAGGGCGCCACGCUGCUCUACAUUCACAAGCUGUGCCACGUCUUCUUUACCAGCCUGCUGGAGACGGCAAGGGAGUUCGAGACGGACUUUGCAGGCACCGACAGCGGCUGCUACUCGGCCUUCGUGGUCUGGGCAAGAUCAGCCAUGGGCAUGUUCGUGGACGCCUUCAGCAAGCAGGUGUUUGACAGCAAGGAGAGCCUGUCAACCGCGGCAGAGUGCGUGAAGGUGGCCAAGGAGCACUGCCAGCAGCUGGGAGAGAUUGGGCUGGACCUCACCUUCAUCGUCCAUGCCCUGCUGGUGAAGGACAUCCAGGGGGCCUUGCACAGUUACAAGGAGAUCAUCAUUGAAGCCACCAAACACCGAAACUCGGAGGAGAUGUGGCGGAGAAUGAACCUGAUGACUCCCGAGGCCCUGGGCAAGCUCAAGGAGGAGAUGAAGAGCUGCGGGGUGAGCAACUUUGAGCAGUACACCGGGGACGACUGCUGGGUGAACUUGAGCUACACUGUGGUGGCCUUCACCAAGCAGACCAUGGGCUUCCUGGAGGAGGCGCUGAAGCUGUACUUCCCAGAGCUGCACAUGGUGCUCCUGGAGAGCCUGGUGGAGGUCAUCCUGGUGGCUGUGCAGCACGUGGAUUACAGCCUGCGCUGCGAGCAGGACCCCGAGAAGAAGGCGUUCAUCAGGCAGAACGCGUCCUUUCUGUACGAAACUGUCCUCCCAGUGGUGGAGAGGAGGUUUGAGGAAGGUGUGGGGAAGCCUGCCAAGCAGCUCCAGGACCUGCGGAACGCGUCCAGACUCCUCCGUGUGAAUCCCGAGAGCACGACCUCCGUGGUCUGAGGCCCGCGGAUCGCCGCGCUUGUGUUAACAUGUACUGCCUGAGAGUUAUUUAUAUUUAUAUUUCGUUCAUUAGCACAUUCCUCAUAGUCCCAAGCAGGGUGCCAAGAACAAGUGCCGUCUUAGAAAUAGUCAAAAGGAGAAAGAAAACAUGUCAAGGCCAAAUAACAAAAAUAUUCGAAUUAUUAAAAUAUAUACUGUAUUUUCCUUUUAAAUUAUGCUACUUUUUAAUAAUGAAUGUAUGGCCACUCUGGCGUUUCAGAUUACCCUUGAGUCAAAAUACAGCACGCAUCUCUCAGUAGUACUCCCGGGGGCCUUGUACAAUUAAGAAGCCCACAGAAAUAAUGUCUGUUAAGUACAUAGUUUAAGUAUGUUGCAAAACUUUUUUAAUUCCCCAAGAUGGUAGCUUCUUAAUGGGCUAGUGCUCUGUAAACACCAGCUCCUAUACUUCCCCUCCUGAAACUAAUCAAACAACUUGAAGAAAAGAAAGGAAUUGGGAAAUUGGCUUUGGGUAAAUUGUAGUCAAAAGACUUGUUGAAAUCAGCUAGUAUGUGGAUGUCAGAUAAGGAUGCUUUCACAAAAAUAUUUCCAGCAUAAUGAUAGUGUUCUCAGUUGCUAAUUAGCCACUACAUAAUAUCUGAUUUGGGAGCAUGUAUUUAGAAGUUGUAAGGACCGUGAUCAAAUUGCUGAGGAUACUCCUGAACGAAUCUACAGCUGGAGUGUCUGCCGCUGUAAUAUUCAGUAAGAGUCAUAGUAGGAAGCAGUCAGGACCCUGGCAGCAGCCAGUGACUUCGGGCUCCCCCAGGUCCCUCACCCUACCAGGCUAAGUGUGGAGCUGCUCAGACGUCAGGCAAAUGAAAAAACUGUGUCAGGGUCUGGGUGGAAGUGGGUUUAGAAAGCAUGUGCAGUUCUCUCUGCUGAAGAGGUUUGUUUCCAGUUCGGGUUUUUACUGUAACAAAGUGAGUAACAAUGGAGAGACCAGUGUGUCUCACUGGGAAAGGACCUUUGGUGGCUCCUAGAAUGCUGUGUGCUGUGGAGGAUUUUUUUCCCCCUCUUAAAGGACUUCAGAUUACAGUGCUUACUGCAUAUUGUUCAAAAAUUAAAAUAAAAAUAAAAACCUGGGAGCUUUCCACAGUUCCUAAAGCGCUGUGAGCACUGUACAGACAACUCACCACUAGAAGUUUGCUGAGAUCCAUUUUUUCCAUAGCUUCUAGCUGCAAUUCCAGUCCAAAAUGCCAUUUUUCUAUGCCCAUGGAUUCAAAGUUUUGUUUUGCUUACCUGACCUGAAAAAAGGGGAGUAUGGAGACUGAAAUUUACUUAAAACCUAAUGGGUUCUACAUAGUGGUUCAAAGUUGUAAGACUCCUUGGUGUCAGACCAACAUUUUUCUUUUUAGCCAUAGUUGAAAACCAGAGGUUACAGAUUUUGACGAGUUUUUUUUUUGUUUUUUUGUUUUUUUUUUGUCACAUAACAUUAUCAUUUUCUGAAUAACCAUAGCUGGAUGUCUCAAAGAUAGUUAUGAUUUGUUUAUGAUCCCUAGACACUUGAAUUUCAUAAAUUUUGUGUUAUUUAUAGUUUCUAAUAUAUGAAAUGUACUAUGUAAAUACGAUGCUGAGCCCAUGAAAUGAUAGUUUCUAAAAUCCAAAGUCAUCUUAAGGCACAGAGAAAAACUUCAGUGUGUUUUCUCACAUAUGUAAAUGGCUGCGUCUUUAUGGAACUGGAAGUACAGAGCUUCCUUCUAAAAAUGUGUGUGUUCCUUAUCAAUUUCAGCUGAAGGAAGCAUGUCUUGGUAAACCUGUGUGGGGAGCUGAUAAAGGCCAGUGGAGUUGCAGCACACCUUCCUCAGAGCGAGGCAGAGCUCUUCCAGUGCUGUUCUAGUAGGCUCUAAUACAUGAUCUAAAAUUUGAAGGCAGUUAGUGUUCAGAAAUGUACUAUAAUCUUACACACACUGUGUUAGCGUUGGUUACCUUUUCUUGUUUGCCUUAAAUGUCACUGUCACAAUCACAGACCUACUGGAGAAUUACUGUUGGGAAUUCAGGCUCUGGUGACAGCCUUGUCACCAAAGUGCUCCUUCCAUUGUUUACAAUACCAGCUAGGUUCUUGCACCUUGUAUCUUAGCUGAGAUGGGGACUAUAAAAUCUGCAGCAUCCAUUUUACUUUUGAUAUGCUAAUAGGAGGUAAUCUGAAGUACCUUUUACAAUGAAAAUUUGAAAUGCUUUUGAGCUGGAUAGAAUCAAUAUUACAAUGUAGUAUCUGUUUAUCUUUUAUUAGUCUUUGUCUUUGGAGACAGUGUUUCAUGUAGCUCUGGCUGGCCUCAGGCCCACCAGACCAUUUAUGUGGUGCUGAACAGAAACCUAGGGCCUCAUGCAUUCUAGGCAAUUAUCUGUCAACUGAAUUGUAUCCCCAGACCCUUCCUUUAAUCAGUAGUAUGUUCUUGCUACUUAUUUUUUAUUUAUUUAUAUGUGGAGGAAAGUUUUUAGCUAAUUUAAAUAAAUGCUUUACUUAUUAUCAAAA